GCAGCGGGAGAAGAAGGGAGCAGCAGCAGAUGUAUCCAGGGGGAAGGAUGCCCAGGAUAAUGUCACCGCUGUAUCCACUCUCUCACCUAUCCGUAUCAUGAUAAACGCUGCUGGGGCGGUCGCACGCAGGAUGCCGUCGGCGGUCCGGCGGAGCGGAUGCUGGAUAGCAUGGUGCCAGGCGGUCCUGCUCGGCGUGUCGGCGCUGGUUAUCGUGGCCGAACGGACCGCUCUGAUCUACUGUAUAGGGUUUUACCUUUGGAAUGAGGAGACGCAGUGGGCGGGCCUCACUCUUGGACUCUUUCUGCCGGGGACAGCAGUUCAGCUGCUAAGUAUGAAAUGGUACUAUGAUGACGGUGAUGACAGGCGAUGCUACCUCACUUUCAUACACAUACUGCACUUGGGCAUCUUCAAAAGGUUCUGGGACUGCAUGAGGUCUGUGUUGCACAUGCAGGGCUCAGUGGCUGAGCUUGGAGCAGCUGUCAUGCAGCAGGCAGAUGUUGCUGCUCUUUGGUUGCUGGAGGCCCUCGUCCUCACGCUGCCUCAGAGCCUGCUGCAGGCAUAUGUCGUGGUGUCCACUGAUGUGGGCAUCAUGUCCCCAGUGGCCUAUUGCUGUGGUCUGUGUGUGCUGUCUAUUUCCUGGGCCCUGGUGCUGUACAGCAGAGCCUGCUGUCUGAUACGACCGGGCCACCUGGCCAUGCCUCCGGCAGCCCUGCUGUGCCAGCUGGUGUGGAGGGCAGGCAUGCUGGGUGCAAGGGUGACUUGCCUCAUGUUCUUUGCCAGGGUCUUUAACUGGUGGGUCUGUGGAGUAGCAGGAUUCCACUGGCUCACGGCCUCCUUCUGGCUGGUAUCACAGCAACCGGACAUCUGCACCGGCCCCUGGUGUUGGCGUGCCUUUAAUGGCAUUAUGGGGCUAGUCCACAUCUUCUUCUUCCUCAACGUCAAAGACGGACCCUCACGCUUCCGCAUGGCCAGUUUUUAUGCAUUCAUGCUCGUAGAAAACGCCACUCUGCUGCUGGCCGCCUCCGACUUCCUUAGCGAGGCAUCAUGGGACAGCAUGACCCUUCCCACCACUGUGCUGUGUAGCUUUUUCGUCGGCGCUACCUCUCUUGUCCUAUACUACCGGUUCCUCCAUCCCAAGUCAACAGAGAUCAGCCAGGGUACGAACCACAACCACGUGGGCAGCACAUGUAUAGAUCGAGGGGAGUCAUCCUACUCUCUCGGGGAUAAAAGCCUUCCAGCUGCCUCCAUUCAAAACCACGGCAGCUUCUCCCUCUCAGGUGUGGCUGGUUCUCUGCUGGAGCACCCAGGAGCCUGUGGGGGCCGGGGUAACAGCUCCUGCCCUUGCUACCACCACCACUGGCUCCUAAUCCGCCUGGCUCUGAAGACAGGAGAUCUGGGGAAGAUCAACAGAGCGUAUGGGGCCGACGGAGCAGCAGCCAUACUGGACAUGGAGGAGUAUAACCAAGAGUUUAAGAGUAACGAGGGCAUGACUAUCACAGCAGGAGGCAGCUGUGGGGGGGUCUCCACUUCUGAGUCUCAGGGGAAAGGCUUGGCACCUCUCUCGGACUGCAAAGAUGAGUUUCAGAGCGUGAGCGAGCCCACAUCAACCGGACAACCGGAAGAAGAGGAUGACAGUCUGGAGAUGGAGAGCCCGAUGGAGUCACCCACAUCAGAUUUCAAACGGAGCUCACCAGAGGGCAAGUCUGUGUUUGGAGACAGCCCCGAGCCGUACUUCUGCCCUACAGAGUCAAGUUCAACCUUAUAUUUCAGCGCUGAUCCUCAGUCUCCCAGCAGUGCCAGUAACCCCCGUUUAGACCGGGACAUUGGGGGUCUGGAACAAGGGGUGCGCCUCACCUCAAUCCCCAGCGAUCCAGCCCUUCACAGAGAUAUUCGUGGGCUAAUGGGCCGGGUUGGGCCACGCUGCACUUCCACUCCUAAAUUGGACUGUGGAGCGCUGGACUCCCCAUCUAGUGUCCCUCAUUUCACAGGUCCCAGGAGGCAGCUUAUAAUGUCCCGAAGAGAUGAAGACGAUAACUUCUAAGUUUCUCAAGACAGAAUCAGGGAAAAAAGUAACAGCAACUUAUCCAACAUUAAAGGAAAAUACCAGCUUUUUGGAAGGCUGCUUUUCCAUCUGCUCAGUGCUGUAGGAUGAGAAGGCUGCCAGAGAUUUCACCUCUGUAUGUCUACAUACAGUAUUUAGUACACUGUGGGGCGUAGUAUAUGCAAAAUUUUUGGGAUAAUGCUAAGCUAACCUGUAUUCUUCUCACUUCAUACCUAUUUUCUAAAAGCAAUGCUUUGCCCAAGUGCUGGACACACAGAGGUGAAACCUUUAGCAGUGUUUUCAUCAGACAUGAAGAUAAUUAAAGAGCUCAGACACACCUAUCUGACUAAACUUUUUUUUUUCUAUUGAUUUGGUAGCAAUUAACUUAAGCCUCAAGAGUUUGCUGUGCAACAAAAGUGAACACUGUUUCUACCAGAUUGUUAUAACAUAUUGAGGAAGUAGCCAUGACUUUUAUUAAUAAAAGUCAUUAGAAAUAUGCAGCUUUUUUAUGAUUUCAGGCAACUGAUGGUCUUUAUAUUACAUACCGAUACUGCUGUUAUUUAUGUUAAAAAUUGCCAGCAGUAAUGAGAACAGAUCUUAAGGGGACAGGAGUGUCUGACCUCUGAAUCUUUACUCUCUCAGCAUAAGCCAGAACUUUGUUGGCUUCUUAAAAGCACAAGUAUCUUCUAUACCAUACGUAUAUUGCUGUGAUUCUUUUGUUAUUCCCAUAAAAACAUCCCCUGUCCCAUCAUAGAAUAAUAUACUGUAUUUUUUGUAUAAUCAUAUUAACUGCCAUCGCUUUGAGCAGGGCUAGUGUGCCAACCUGGCAAAAACUGUUUAAUGUUUUAUCUUUAUUUACAUGUUGACCAUGUAAUUGCUAACAUGUCUUUUGAAUUUACAUUAUGUUGGUGGGGGGGGGGAUAAUGUCUCAGGCACUGACUUUAAAAGCUUUCAAAUGUCUAUUGUGUAACAAAAUGAAAGAUGCUAAUGAGGUACUUGUAGUGACUUUUUUUAUGUGCUCUGGAUUGCUAUUGCUAGGGCACAAAUGAAUUUUUGCUCAUUACUGUUCUGUAAACAGUAUGAAAUCCACUAACAAAGCAGUGAAAUGAUGCUGGUUUUUCUCUUGAACCCAGGUGACUGCCUAGCCACUGGUGGCUUUAAAUAAGCAAUAAAUAGCCAUGACAUAUUGGGGUGACUGAA
Molecule: messenger RNA, 3241 nt
Organism: Perca fluviatilis (European perch)
Lineage: Eukaryota; Metazoa; Chordata; Actinopteri; Perciformes; Percidae
Gene: xkr5a
Product: XK related 5a
Exons: 7
Coding region: 98-2041 (647 amino acids)
Biological process (GO): engulfment of apoptotic cell; apoptotic process involved in development; phosphatidylserine exposure on apoptotic cell surface
Cellular component (GO): plasma membrane
Source: RefSeq, a predicted model, not a curated record